AUUACUCGUGCCAUUGUUUCGCUAUAUUUGACCAGGUAUCAUGAAUGACAGAUUGGUAAUCAAUAAUCCUUGUUAGCAACGCAAAAGAGCUUAGAAGCUGCCGUCAACUGCGUCAUAGUCGUGGAACAUAAAACUGAUAGAGUCCCUGGCACCGUCAAAGGUUAGACCCGUAAUCUGUAGUAUUACCGGGCAUCAGUACCACAGACGAAAUGUCACUGUCUCAAGAGUAGAAAGAAUGCUGUGUUAGGUAAUCAUCUGUGGUGGCUCUCUGUUUUGGUUCGACCUGUCAAAAAGAUGGUGCUUCUCUACGUCAGAGAUAACCGCCCUCUGACGCAGGUGUACGGACCCGCACCCCUCAGCCAAUAGCUGUCGGCUGGAAUAAUUGCUUAAACAGUGUGAGGCAACUACUUCAAACAAAGCACGUCUUUUCGUACUUGGUUUUAGAGCCAACACUAACGUUAUCGAGGCAAUCAGACGAAUGCUCAGUCACCGAGGCGAAGAGAACUUCACAACUUGCCCAAAGGGGAACCACAAAAAUGGACUCAAUUGCGAGUCCGCGCAGCCAGCCGUUCAGUGAGACCUUCCUUGACCUUGGUGCUGAAAGAAGUGUUUCUUCAACGGAAAACUCGAUGCGUUGGCGGCAUUAUGACCUUAGUGUCUUAAAGUCAGACUAACGCGAUGAUAUCGAUCUGUUAAAAUGUCGCACUUCAGAAAAACCAUCCUCACGUGGCCCCAUUGUUCCGCCCAGUCACACGCCAUGAAAACGCCUAUUGUUCCCAAAUCCUUCUCGUGUAAACACGAAAAGACAUCCCCGGGAAACCUGUGUUCGCAGACUCCGCCGUGCUUUCAAUAGAGACCUUUAAACAAAGGGGAUCCUUCGCGCGAUACGUCAAUAGUGUAAUUAUUGCCCCUGGAUAGAUCUACUACAAACUGCGUAUUAUCGGACUUUGUUCGCAGUAAGUGGCCGUUGUGCGCGAAUCCGUCACAACGUUUACGGGGACAAUUUGUACAGAUGUACGGAGAUCCUAUUGUGAAGUCGAGAGUGUCAAGUGGUGUUGACUGAACCCAUAUGUUAGUAAACAGUGCACACGGGGCAUGUCCUGCGGCCAGCCGGUGGGACAUGUCUCCCCGGCCCCCGUCAGUGGUUCGGCCCAUCACGACUGACAGAUGGCAAGAGCAAACGACGCCCCCGUACGGUACAUGCAGGAGUGGAGCCGCCGAUUUAUCGUCAAUGAUGCAAAAAAUGUCCAGGGAAAGUGGAAAUUCAAUAGUACAUAAGAUGACGUUAAAGACACUUAAUCUCUUUUCUGUAGCCUUCCUCAGACCAUCCAAUCAUCUAACAUAACCGUUGAAUCUUUCAAAGCCGAGGGUUUGGUAAACUGGUGAACGUUUCUUCCAUCGAUCAAAAGUGCGAUCGCUGAAUAAUGCCCUCUUCAUUACGCUUUACCUUUGGAAAACAUAACCUAAUCUGCAAAAUUCAACAAAACAGUGAUUCUGAUUCCACCCAGAUAAAUCCUACGCACUGCUGGUGUUUUAUUCUUUAAGCGUGUGAACCCCUUCUUCUGAAUCUGGCCGUUGGCAGCGGAUGGCACGAAGGGCUCUAAAGUUUCGCCUGCUGCAUGAAGAUCCAGCGAGUUCGCCUGCCCGCAACAGGUUCUGUGGAGGGGCUGGUGGGGAAUUCCUGCCGGCUCCACUCAAGUACCUUCGUCAAUGCCAAUCGCUUUAUGGGCGGUGAGUCUGUGCGGGGAUGUUGAUAAAUGGCCUGUUUCUGUGCGAGUAAAAGCACGCAGAUCUUGAGAUAUAUCGUACGUCAGUGUGGCACACAUGCCCGUUGUCUCAUCUCUCCGAGAAGUUCCCGUUGUAAAACAGAUGAGAAAUUUCCGCGCUAUCGGUUCACGGUAGUGUGGGCAAGUUGGGUCCCACUGCAUCAAGGCAAUUCCAAUUUCAGUGACGGUGCCCUCUAUUUCGAUCCUCAUAUUCGUUUAUCUUGUACAGGGAAGAGGAGCUCUCCAAGCCUUCGAAAAUCGAUAGGCAAUAUUGUAUCCCAACGACCCAGCGUUUCCCGUUUGCACGAACACUGCCAGAACGACUUGUGCGUCCUGGCGGCUGACAGUUUUUGCCACCACCCUAUUUGUACCUACUUUGCAUGUGGAAAAUUGGGAAAAUAACGUGAAGAGAUGGAUGGGGUUGAGGCCGCCCACCGCCGAUUGUAAAGCGCUGAGAUAGCGGGUAGGGCACACGUUCGUAUUCAACUGGUGCGCCGCUGCUGGAAAAUAUACGUUGUUGCAGUCCCAGAAGAGGGUUGCUAACAAAGAAGCACGUCACUCGAAACAAUGCAGCACUCCGCCCUAUCUGGAGUCCGCGUUCGAGGUUGAGCACCGUCACGCUAGCCGGGAGAGGAGCUUCUCGGGUUGGAACAACAGGUGUCCCGGCAACCAACAGGUUGAGCGGCCCGCGCAAGCCUGAUCAAGGCGGGUGGUGGUUAGUCGGACCCGGAACUCGGCAGGCCCAGCCUCGCACAGGAACCACAACAGUCAUGCCACGGUCGUUCCUCGUCAAGAAAGUCAAGGCGGAGGAGUGCAGCUACCCGGCUGCCGCCCUGCAACCCGGGCCGGGCAUGGCGCAGACCUGCAUGCCCAGACCACCGCAGAACGGACAGAGCCUCACCGUACGACUGAGUAACGGUUACAUCCACGACUACAUCCCGCCGGUGUACCCGCAGGAUGCCGUGGACUGUCAGCAGAGCGUCACGGCGACGGGGACCGGGACGAUGGUCUAUGACAUACGGGCCACGGCGAAUGACCCUCCGCCCCCGCUGCCGUCCCAUCCGCACGCGCCCGCACAGGAGUACGUCAAACCCCAGAACUACCCGACAAUACACGACCAGACCAGCGUGGCGGACAUGCAGGAGAUGCAAGACAUACAGAACAUGAACAAAGUGCAGCAGAACUCGACAAAGACUGUGGGAUAUAUCCAGUGCGACGCGUUUUACAUUACGGACGGACGGUCCCGCAGGAAAAACGGCGAGUCCCCGGCUCGGGCCCAGCGAUACACGUGUAACGAGUGUGGGAAACAGUACGCGACGUCGUCCAACCUUUCGCGCCACAAGCAGACGCACCGACCGCUGGACUCUAAGCUGGCCAAGACGUGUCCGACGUGCGGGAAGGUGUACGUGUCCAUGCCGGCACUGUCCAUGCACGUGCUGACGCAUCAACUCUCGCACAAGUGCGAUAUCUGCAACAAGGCCUUCUCCCGUCCGUGGCUCCUGCAGGGCCACAUGCGCUCACACACCGGAGAGAAGCCCUUCGGCUGCGCCCACUGCGGCAAGGCCUUCGCCGACCGUUCCAACCUGCGGGCGCACAUGCAGACUCACUCCGCCUUCAAGCAGUACAAGUGUAAGCGCUGCAACAAAUCCUUCGCACUCAAGUCGUACCUCAACAAGCAUUACGAAUCUGCAUGCUUUAAGCAACAGUAGCAUUAAGAGGAAAUACAAAACGUCCGUUCACUUCCACUCACACACACAUAUAUUCAUGUAUAUACUAUCUAUUCCCGACAGAAAUCUCGUUCUUCCUACAAACUAGGAAUAGAAAAAUCUAUCGUGGGGUUGGGACCAAAAGUGGGCCAUGUGCAUGCAUGGCCAAUAAGGGCUUGGUCUGUUUUGACCUGUUAGACCCUGGUGUACGAGCAAACCUGGCUGUACUUUCAUGAUUGCAACCAGUGGGCCCCGCAGCUACAGGUUUCGAUUCGGGAGCGAACAAAGACAGUGUUACGGGCCGGGGGAUUCGGCGGGGUAAUAACUGGCGAAUUCUAGAUUAAUGUCUCCCAUUACCCUGUCAAGAUGGCGUCCGAAAAUAAUCCAAUAGCAAAUUUUGUAGUGCAAGGAUAAUAGUAAUGGGAAACGUUGUAUAUAGUCAUGUUGGUGUGUUACAAUUGCUUACAAUGUUAGAUAUACUUAGGACCGAUUCCUCUCUGUUUCAUGCAGCUUAGAACAAAGCACGAGGACGCUACAGUACAAUGACUUGUACCCAGCGAGACGGGCUCUACUUGAUUACACAUGCAACAGCCGUCAGCAGGGAAAUACGGGGUCUAAUGUUAGAUUUUCUAAUUUAUUCUAUUACCUCUCUAAUCUAUUCUAUAGCACAUUUGCCGAAAGGAGGAGUGUUACAGUGUUAGCCCUGAUGUGGGGACCUGUGUUACAUUGAUGUUAUUUUGGACUGAAUCGCGGCUUGCGAUGUAAAACUCGGAGUCAAAAGAAAAUGCAACAUGUUGAUGCCUGCAGCUUUAAAUCGUCUUCAGCCUGCACGCCGCUCGUCCUAGGGACCAUAAAUAGCAAUCAAAGAUGACGUUUUUGUAUGACUCAGGCCGGGAGAGUGCAAUGCGCCGUGAUGCGAUGCUGCAGAUACGGCAAAGCACGGCGUUUAUCAAAAAGUCGAGCGGCGACUAGGUGUGUAACAGGUAGUCUGUGAUCUAACAGGUAGCAGCGGGGAGGGGUGAUAGCUCUCGCGCUUGUGGACUAUGUCAAGCCGUGUGAAGGGAAAUGUUAAUAACGCCCUUUCUCUUCUUGGCACGCACGGCAUGCAAAAUUCAUGUGCUCUAAUUGAUUGAAAGAGGUCGUAACGUUCAUUCUGCUAUUGAUUCGGAUGGUGGGAGGGCUUCGCACGCCCACCUCCUUCAAAUCAACGCCGUUCCUAACACCAUAGAGCUCACCCCUCUUCGCGCUGCCAUGUCUUUCAUUACAAGGAAGACCGCUACAAUCAUUUCAUCUGUGUGUCAGAUACCAUGUGAACAUUUGUGCAAUUCUGUGACGUAUCAGUGGAGUUUCUGUGCAAUCCAGUGAUGAUAAUAUUAUUAUUUAUACGACACGAUACGAUAGACUGUAAAUGAUGGAUGUUUGACAAUGAUUUAUAAGUUCUGUAUAGCAACAGGAGCUAGCCUCCGACCCAGUCUUCCUAUCUCUACGACACAGUACCAAGCCAUUCACUAUUUUAAUCAACUGUACCUACAUGUGCGGUGAUACAUAGAAUAGCAAAUCUCUGUGAUUGAAGGGAGAAGUCCACGGGGACCGACUUUGUCAUUAUCUUCGCAAUCAUCAAGAGGCCAGGCAAGGGACUCACCGCUAUCUUUUUGUAACAAAUUCUAUGUACCAACAUUUUUAAUGCAAAAGAUAAACAUGUUUUUACAAAACCUUUCAGUUGAGUUUCUCAUCUGUAAAUAUUUAUCUGUAAAAUUAAUUGAACCAAAGGAUUAUGCUCAAUUCAUGUGUUUCGACUCCUACUUCUAUACUUUAAUCUUUUUCCGUCUGAUUUCUCUUUGUUUUUCCGAUACAACCGUCUCCAAUCUCGAUAAUUGAAGCAGAGUGAUUCACAUCACGACUAUUGGUGGAUUUGUCGAUGCUAUGAUAUCACAAUGGAAUGCCAUUCCCACGUACUUGAAAUUGAAUGCACGUUAGGGCUCUUCCAACGUAGUUUGAUAUAUGCAAUAUAAACUUCUAUGUCAAGACUCCGUAUCUACCGAAGGCGUGUGUGCCACUCGAAAUGUGUUUAGCAUGCGGCAAAAGGACUGGCAUCUCCAUUGUGACGUCAUGUGGUCGGAACCCUUCCCUGAAUGUUACUGGUCGGUCCCCGUGCCCUGACAGGAGGAGGGAGAGUUGAUCUCUCCGUUGUUAAUAAUGUAUGUGUCUGUCUCCAGACCGACUAUUUGCCAUCUCUGUACUGACGGCAGAUUUAGUAAAACAGACGGACGUCUAUAAACCACA
Branchiostoma floridae (Florida lancelet) is the source of this 5755-nucleotide messenger RNA. Its product is annotated as transcriptional repressor scratch 1-like. Bases 2537 to 3475 code for a protein of 312 amino acids. Lineage: Eukaryota; Metazoa; Chordata; Leptocardii; Amphioxiformes; Branchiostomatidae. The record is from RefSeq and is a predicted model, not a curated record. Gene Ontology annotation, molecular function: RNA polymerase II cis-regulatory region sequence-specific DNA binding; DNA-binding transcription factor activity, RNA polymerase II-specific. The transcript has 3 exons. Gene Ontology annotation, biological process: regulation of DNA-templated transcription.